Molecule: messenger RNA, 615 nt
Organism: Penicillium manginii
Lineage: Eukaryota; Fungi; Ascomycota; Eurotiomycetes; Eurotiales; Aspergillaceae
Product: SGNH/GDSL hydrolase family protein
Exons: 3
Coding region: 1-615 (204 amino acids)
Molecular function (GO): phosphatidylcholine lysophospholipase A1 activity
Source: RefSeq, a predicted model, not a curated record
AUGGGAGAGAAACUCUCAAUCUUGUGCUUCGGCAACUCUCUGACCGCUGGCUACUACAAUUUUGGUGAACAUUACCACCCGUAUGCCGGAAAGCUCAAAGAAAUCAUCCAGCCAGUGAUACCUACUACAGAGAUCACUACAGAUAUCGCCGGACUUCCUGGAGAUCUAGUCUGCUUUCCGGGCUCAUUCAUCUCCCGCAUAGCAGAGCAGACAGUCAGGAAGAAAUACGACUGGGUCAUCUUUCUCGGCGGAACAAACGAUAUUGGCCACGGAAAACCGACCGAUGAUAUAGUUACCGGUCUCCAGAAGGCUUGGUCAAUGGCGCUCGACUCGGGGGCCAAGGUCCUCGGUUUGACUAUCCCGGAGUGCGCUGCGAAGAUUACACGCAUAGAUGACAAGCGUAAUGAGGUCAACCGCCGGAUCCUCGCUCACAAGGCAGACGGAUUUUUCGCCUUCGACCUACACGCUGCAAUCCCCUACCAUUCCGCUUCGAAGGAGUUCCAGAAUAAGGUUUUCGAUGAUGGACUUCACUUAACCCCACAUGGAUACGACCUGAUGGGUCAAGCAAUUGGAGAACAUUUAGCUGGGCUACUCCGGUCUUCUGGAGCUCAGUAA